AUGAAACUCACACAAGCUGUACUCAUCGCUUCCUCCCAUGCUGCCUGGAAGGAUCGAUGGCAAACAAUCUUAGAGAAAAGACAAAACGGACUCUCGCCGAGAAAUGGAGGAUCCGACACUGAUGCACUUUGCGUUCAAGACGUUGUUGAUGAGACGGACAAGUUCCCGAUUGAAAAUGGCUCAUGGGAGUGCGACGAUGCUCCAGACGGAAAAGGAAAGGUAAAGUGUGUUGGAGUCUGCGAUUCCGGCGAAAAGCAGUGGAAAAAAGCCGAAAUCAGCGCCAAAUGCAAGCCAAACGGGGCGCAAAUCAAGAAGAAAAUCCAAGGUAACCUGAAAUGCGGAGAAGUCGUCGAUGAAUGUGCCGAACUUGUGGAUGCAGCAGAGAUCACCAUGGGCUCUCUUGAAUUCGUCAGCAGUCAUCCUAAAAAGGGCAACACUUACAACCUUGUCUGCGAAGAUGGUGUGACACUCGGCCAAGUCCAGUGCAAAAAAGGAAAGCUCUCUUCCAAGAAACUCCCCGACUGGGAGACCGCUUGUGAUCGAUAUGUCUGUGAUGCUGCUGAUGCUGUGGAAGAAUUCCCCAUUGGACCUGGAAGCUGGAACUGUGGCCAACUCAAAAAGGGCAAAUUCAAGUGCAAGGCCAAGUGUGACUGGGAAGAUUCGGACCCAGUCAGGUUCCAGAUUGAAUGCAGUGAGAAAAACAAGGGAUGGAGAAUCAGCAAGAAUCCCAAGUUUGCGGAAGACGUUUGCGAGGAAGAAGUUUUCACGACAACAACAACCACAACUACCACUACCACUACCACAACAACAACUACAACCACAACUACGACAACGACCACGGAAGCGCCAACAGAUCCUCCAACAGAGCCUCCAUCAACUACAGUGAGCGUUUUGAGCGACCAUUGUCAUCUAAAAAACGCUCUUAAAAUGGAAAACCACUGUACCACUUCCACAACGGAGACAACAGAAUUCACGACCGAAGAACCAGAAACAACCCCUACUGUACCUCCAGUGACAACCACUCCCUUCGUUCCAUCUACCGAGGCUCCAACCGAUCCCCCAACCGAUCCCCCAACUGAACCACCAACUGAGCCACCAACUGAGCCACCAACUGAGCCACUAACGGAGCCACCAACAACUUCCGCCUCCGAGUUUAAAACCCUCACCGACCAUAUCACUGCCGACCUUGACACCUGCACCAAUGCAUCUAACUUCCCCACCGGUGGCAAGAAAAAGAGGGCAAAAAUGUCCAAGAUCGUCGAUGGAGUUACAGCUGGCGACAACGAGUGGCCCUGGAUCACUCGACUUUUCUUGCGAGAAACGAUUGGUAGCGGCGGUGGAUUCCGAUGCGGUGGUAGCAUCAUUCACACGAACUGGGUUUUGAGUGCUGCUCAUUGCUGCGAGGACAUGGCGGAGAUCUUCGCCACUUUUGGCGAUACCCGCGACGACACCUCUGACUCAGACGAGUACACUCUUCAGUCAACCACGUUUUUCAACCAUCCAGAAUAUGGAAACAGCUCCGACGGGACCGGAUCCAACUCCGAUUGGUGCCUGAUCAAGUUCGACCAGGACAUCAUCGCUGCAGACCCAGAGGGAAAAACAAAGAUUGCAUGUCUUCCAGACGCGGAGCCAGAUCACGGCGAGGCCUGCUGGGUCGCUGGAUGGGGAACCACUUCUUCCGGUGGAUCGACAUCAAGCACCCUCCAAUCUGUCGGAGUUAACUACAUGAGCCAGGAUUACUGCAAAGCCAAGAGUAACAUUAGCUUCUUGGUCGCCGAUGACAUCUGCGCCGGAAUCCCCGACCUCAACGAUGACGGCAGUACCGAUGGCGGCAAGGACUCCUGCCAGGGUGAUUCUGGUGGACCUCUCAUCUGUCCAAUCAACGGUCGAGCCACUCUUAGCGGUGUCGUCUCCAGAGGAACAGGAUGUGCCUGGCAAGGAUUCCCUGGUAUUUACUCUUCUGUUUUCGUAGCCAAAUCGUGGAUUCAAGAAACAAUUGCGAAUAACUAA
Messenger RNA from Oikopleura dioica, 2010 nucleotides. The record is from the annotation of a GenBank genome assembly. NCBI's taxonomy places the organism in Eukaryota, Metazoa, Chordata, Appendicularia, Copelata, Oikopleuridae.